UUUAGUGAAUGAAAAUAAAUGUCACUUGUCACUUGUCUCGAUUAUUAUUUUUUGUUAAAGUUGUUCGUUAUAGUAUUGUAAUAUCUAUCAAAUUAAUAUGAAUUAAUUGAGUAACUUUAUAUAGAUUAUAACAUGAUGCAGUUCAUGUUACUAUUCAGCCGUCAAGGCAAAUUAAGGUUACAGAAGUGGUAUGUGGCUCAUCCUGAUAAACUCAAGAAAAAAAUAACUAGAGAAUUAAUCACCACGAUCUUGGCGAGGAAACCCAAAAUGUGUAGUUUCUUAGAGUGGAGAGAUUUGAAAGUUGUAUAUAAGAGAUAUGCCAGCUUAUACUUCUGUUGUGCGAUUGAACAAAGCGACAAUGAACUGCUAACUUUGGAGAUCAUUCACCGUUACGUGGAACUUCUCGACAAGUAUUUUGGCAGUGUAUGUGAACUGGAUAUCAUUUUCAAUUUCGAGAAAGCAUACUUCAUCCUGGACGAACUUUUGUUGGGUGGGGAGGUCCAGGAGACCAGCAAGAAAAAUGUUCUCAAAGCCAUUGCUGCUCAGGAUCUUUUACAAGAG
Molecule: messenger RNA, 561 nt
Organism: Leptinotarsa decemlineata (Colorado potato beetle)
Lineage: Eukaryota; Metazoa; Arthropoda; Insecta; Coleoptera; Chrysomelidae
Gene: AP-1sigma
Product: AP-1 complex subunit sigma-2
Biological process (GO): vesicle-mediated transport; intracellular protein transport
Cellular component (GO): AP-1 adaptor complex; membrane coat
Molecular function (GO): clathrin-cargo adaptor activity
Source: RefSeq, a predicted model, not a curated record